AUGGAAUACGAUGAUGAGCAAAUCCAGCUUGCUCACUAUAUAUUUUUAGCCAAUCUGCCACCUGACAAAGUAUUGGUCAAAACCUCAAACAACUCUUGUACCAGGAAGUCAUUGUGGUCCUUAAACCCUCGCUCAUUCGUAGAUGCUGAAGUUAUAACAGCGGUGGCCUGCCACUUGACUCUAGAAGAGCCGUGGACAAAUUCUAAGGACGGAAAAAGAGUGUGCUAUCUGCCUGCUGAACUACAGGAACUAGUGAUUUCAUGUGGAAUAACACCCAAGAGGGCAUUAGACCUAUACGAAUCAAAAUUCCUUAGUCGAACCAAUAUGGUGAACAAGGUGUGUGUUCCGAUGAGAGAUAAUGCCCAUUGGUACUUGGCUGUCAUUAAGUUGGACAAGGAAGAAGUCCAUAUCUUGGAUCCACAACCAAAUGAAGACCGCAAUUCCUUUCGACUACAAUAUGUUCAAACAAUGAUGAGAUUUAUGCAAGCCUUUUGGAAGAUUCUCUAUCGUGAACAAGGUCCGGGAUUGUCGCCACCAAGGAUUGCGGAGUUUUCGUACACAAUCCUUCAAAGGAUCAAGAACAACUUCAUCGGUAAGUCUGACAGUGGAGUUUGGGUCUGCAUGUGGAUGUAUGGCGCAAGCUGGGACUCCUCUUAUAUUUGGCCAUGCACUCAAGUGAGGAUGAUGCAGAUCGCUUUGUACCUUGUUCGAGAGCCCAUGAACUACAUAAGGCAUAUGGUGCUCACGGAAGCAAGAACAGUUGCACCUCAAGUUGAAGCUGCAGUCGAAGAGUACAAGAAAGCCCAUGAAAGAAGGAAAAAGGAAAGAGAAGAGAACAAGGAAACCCAGUCAAAGAGCCCAAGGACAACCUGA
Messenger RNA from Linum trigynum, 873 nucleotides. The record is from the annotation of a GenBank genome assembly. NCBI's taxonomy places the organism in Eukaryota, Viridiplantae, Streptophyta, Magnoliopsida, Malpighiales, Linaceae.